Messenger RNA from Tachyglossus aculeatus (Australian echidna), 2650 nucleotides. It is a transcript of the gene NECAB3, whose product is annotated as N-terminal EF-hand calcium binding protein 3. Gene Ontology annotation, biological process: regulation of amyloid precursor protein biosynthetic process. The coding region runs from base 181 to 1266 and encodes 361 amino acids. Gene Ontology annotation, cellular component: cytoplasm; Golgi cis cisterna; endoplasmic reticulum. The transcript has 14 exons. Gene Ontology annotation, molecular function: calcium ion binding. NCBI's taxonomy places the organism in Eukaryota, Metazoa, Chordata, Mammalia, Monotremata, Tachyglossidae. The record is from RefSeq and is a predicted model, not a curated record.
CAGUGAUGGGCGGAGCCCGCAUCCUCUGCCCAACUUAUCCCUGGCAGGCUGCGCUGAAGCCGGGGUGCCCGCUGCCGGCGGCCCUCGGCCCUCGGGGACCAAAUUCCUUCCUCCUCUCCCCGCUCCCCCUCUUCUUUCCCCGGACCCCGCUCGCCCAGGUCGGGUGCAGGGGCGAAGACAAUGUCCUGUGCCCAGCUGCUUACUAUGUGCCUGCUCAGUGCCAAGCCUCCAGCCCGCCUCAGCUCCCCGCCGCCCCCUUCUCCUCCUCCUCCCCCUCCGCCCGCAGGCCUCACCCUCUUCCAGGACAUUUUCCGCCGGGCGGACAAGGACGAUGACGGGAAGCUGUCCUUCGACGAGUUCCAGAACUAUUUUGCGGAUGGGAUUCUCAGCUCUGAGGAGUUGCGGGAGCUGUUCAGCGGAGUCCUUCAGCAAAGCCCAGACAGUCUGGAAACAGAGAAGUUCUGUGAUUAUUUCUCUCAGCACCUGGGGGAGUUCAGAUCCGUCCUCUCGGCCCUGGAGGCGCUGAACGUGGCGGUCCUCACUGCCAUGGAUGCCACCAAACUGGAAUAUGAGUGGGCUCCCAAGGUGAACCAGUUCAUGACCCGGUUCUUGCUGCGGGAGACGGCGAGCCAGCUACAGUCCUUGCACCUGUCUCUGGAGUGCGCCUCCGAUUGCGUGGAGAGCCAGGCUGGCCGCGGGAGGGCGGACGUGGGGACACCGGCAGCCCCGAGCAGCCCGAGGCCUGGCAGGAGGAGUGAGAGCCGAGCCCAGAAGACCGUCCGCCCGGGCCCCACAGCCCCUUCCUCCAAGACCUCGCUGGCAGGGGCCUCUGUGGACGGCGGUUGCCAGUGGACAUCUCAGAUCCUCCGUCUACAGCGGCUGAUUGACCAGUUGGAGUGGAAGAGCCGGAGGUUGGAGCUGCCGAAAGGGGAAGCUCUUUGCAAAGAGACAAAUCUGCUCAUCCUGGUUGUCCAGAGGAGGAUCUCGGUGGCCCCAGCGGGUUUGAAGCAGUUUCAUCAGGCCCUGCGCUGCUACACUGACAUCACCGCGGCCCAAAGCCGCUGCCUGCAAGUGUCAACCCAGAGGCUGGCGGAUGAGUCCAGCUUCCUCCUCUACGAGUUCUGGCAGGACGCAUCCUCCUGGAGCAGUCACUCACGGACCAACUGCAGCAAGGCAUUCCAGAGGAUCCUCAUUGACCUCCUGCGGACUCCGGAGAUCCUGACCACCAUGCUCUUCCCAGCCUCCUGGUGGAUCAUGAACAACUGAAGCUUCCUACAAUGCCAGCCUUCUUUCCCUCCUCCCCCUUCCUCCCUCUCGCCUUUCCCUCCCUUCUCCUCUCCCACUCAUCCCUUCCCACCCAUGCCAGAAGGAAUCAAACGGACUGGCUCUGGGAGCAGUAAGUCAUGGUGAACCAAGCAAAUCCCUUCCCAUGUGUGGUCACGGCAGAGGAGCUGUUUACGUAAUACACUGCCUUUACUUCUCUUCUGCAUUUCUGAGUUUCUGCAUUACCUGCUAUAUUCGGAACACUGUAUUAAGCAUUUGGGAGAGUGCAAUAAAGUUAGUAGACAAAAUCCCUGCCCUCAAGGAGUUUACAGUCUGGGAGUUGUUGUGAGGGAGUGGGUGGCAAUAGACACUAAAAGAACCACCGAGUCAGGAGAUUGAAAGAGACUGCAGAAGAUUGGGAAAGACGUCGGGGAUCAUCUGUCAUGAUUUUAGCCUCAGCUGCUUCCAAUCUCAGCGUGCUGAGUUUGUCGAGGCUCAGAGCUGGGGUGGAGAGCUCUGGGCGUCCCUGCAGUGGAGAGAGUCUGGAAGAGUCCCAGGGGGGUGGAAUGGGGCUUGCAUUCUUCCACGGUUCUGGUAUAGCUGAAAGACUAUUUGGAGCAGGGGAGGAAGUAUUUGCUACAGGAAGAACCUUUGUUCCUGGGGUCUCUGGGAAGCAGGAACAGGGGCCGAGGACAGGGACAUUUGCAAUUGUUCUGUUGGGGGGCAACAGCCCAGGCUUGUACUGGGCCAAAGGGUGAGGGUGUGACACCCUCCCUCCCCCCACCUCACGUGUGUUCUCUGAGGUGGGGAGGGGCUGGAGGGGAGGUCGCUGGAUCCUGUGGCCCCCCAGUCCAUCCCCCACUCCGCUUCCUUUGGCCUUCCACACGGCCAGGGGAGGGAGAGGGAGGAAAGGGCAGCCUCCGGUCCACAAGAGGCUGCAGGAGGAGCUAGGUCAGUUCCAUCUUGACCCCCUCUUCCGGACCCUGCGGCUGCACCAGAGUGGUCUCCGAGAGGGCCGGGCUGCUGGAGGGAGGCGUGGGAAGGGAGACCGGAGAUCCCCGCCAGGGCCGGGCUGCUGGGGGCCUUGGCAAAAGUGCGACUCUCUGCCUGCUCCGCCUCUCCAGCAGCCGAGAAGGGCAUGGAGCAAGGAGCUCUCUCUCCGCAGAUUGAGCUGGACUGAGGUCGGGGGAGGAGCGGCAAACAGGUAGAACAAAGUCUCUGUGUCAUUGAACGCCCAGAUAAUGUAUCUACAUAGAGAUAAUUGUAAAUACAUUGUAGAUAAAAUAUAAUUCAAUUGUAAAGCUAUCUAUAAUGCACCUGGAUAAGAGCCCUGAGAUUCCCACACCAGGUUCCGCCAACCUUCAGCCUCCUGUCGAGGUUCGCUCUG